UCCCUCACCCUAUCCAUAAAUUAAAUUAAGUCAAUUAAAACCAAAAAUUCGUAAUCCCGCAUUUAUCGGACAGGUGUAACCAUAUUAAGCGGAUUAAACCAUUAAUCCUUCCGUCACAAACAAACAUUUUUGUAAAACAAGUCCCAAUUUAACAGUUUGAAGACUUCAUCGGCCUCUAAUUGCCUCCGAAUGACACAGCAGCCACAUGCUGACCCGAGAGCCCUAGUGGCGCCACGAAGACUUUUUUCCCUUUCCAUAGAAAAAUGUGCAGGGCAUGUAAUUAACCUCUCUUGUUUGAACACCUUAUCUCUACCUUUGACCCCCACAAGCGCUCAAAUACAAGCGACAAGAGCCCAAGUCACUUCCAACAUGGACACACAAAAGAUACAACUGUUGAGAUCGUAUUCGAGGAUUACGAUCAUCUCGACGUCGUAUAACGACGGCUUUUCUUCCGCCUCCGGGCUUGAGAAAUUCCUCCCCAGGACCUCGACCCCCGAUCCCGACAAGUACUUCCUGGUGGACAACAAGGACUGCUUCGACUCGUACGAAAUCUUCAGACAUGUCCUUGAAAAUCCGCCCAAGAAGGUGAGAGUGCGGGGAAUGAAAAACGUCCCGUUUGACUUCAUUUCCGGGCAUUUGGUCGACUUCAACAAUUCGAGGAGAAUCGCGACGUUUCACCGGAAACUGAAAACGUUUUUCAGGAAGUGUUUCAAGAUUUUGGCGCGGAAAAAGUGCGACUAUGCGUGCCCUAUGACGUGCGAGUGCCAGAAAAUCAAGAGCUUUCUCAACAAAACCCAGGCUCUUGACGAUGAUUCACUCGAGGAUUGACCAUAGAAAUUAAUUUCGUUUUAAUUGUGUUUGUGAAAAAAUUCCGUAUCUGCGAUCUUAAUGUGCGCCCAAAUUUACAUAAAACGUGUAAUUCGACUUAAAUAAAUUCGAUUUAUCUUUACAUCUUCAUCCGUAUUUGCACAUGGUUUAAUUUAAUUAUGUCGGAGAAAAAACGCGAGAUUUUAUCGCUUUAAACAUAACAUUGCCAUGAAAUGUCUAAUUUUAAAGAGAUUGUUCACUGAUUGUGCAUAAUGACCAUUGUUUGAAAAAGUUGAGACGUCAUUAGCGAUAUCAGGGCUUCAAUAUUUAUUCGUAAAAUAAAUAUUUAACUGUGA
Molecule: messenger RNA, 1163 nt
Organism: Tribolium castaneum (red flour beetle)
Lineage: Eukaryota; Metazoa; Arthropoda; Insecta; Coleoptera; Tenebrionidae
Exons: 2
Coding region: 190-828 (212 amino acids)
Source: RefSeq, a predicted model, not a curated record